Molecule: messenger RNA, 4529 nt
Organism: Thunnus maccoyii (southern bluefin tuna)
Lineage: Eukaryota; Metazoa; Chordata; Actinopteri; Scombriformes; Scombridae
Exons: 14
Coding region: 111-3869 (1252 amino acids)
Molecular function (GO): zinc ion binding; protein binding
Source: RefSeq, a predicted model, not a curated record
GAUGGCAGUGGUUACAGUCUGUCUCAUGUGUCAGUGUACAGCAGAGCCUCGAGGCAGCUGCUCUCUGCAGGUUUGAUGCCCCAUUCAAAGGCUGGUUGUUUGAGCUGAAAAUGACCCUGCCUCUCCGCCGUGUAGGAAUGGCAACCACUGGGAACCUUUCUGAAGAGCAGGUGCACUGCUCCAUCUGUCUCGACGUCUUCACCAAUCCCGUAUCCAUCCCCUGUGGACACAACUUCUGCCAGAGCUGCAUUCUGGGAUACUGGAAAACCAGCCCUUUGUAUCAGUGUCCUAUGUGCAAGAAGUCCUUCUACAAAAGGCCCGAUAUUAGCGUUAACACUGUCCUGAGGGAAAUCGCAGAGCAGUUCAAGGAAAUCAGGGUUAAAAGUGUAAAAGGGAACUUGAGCAAAGAGGAGGAGGAGGAGGGGAAAGUGGAGAAAGAAAAGAAGUGGACAAUGGAGAGACGGAAAAAGGAGGAUGAAGAGAAGCUUUUGGAGAAAGAUCAGAAGAAGCAGCUUCUGGAGGAGCUGAAGCAGAAGCAGGAGGAGGAGAGGAGAAAGAAAGAGGCGUCAAAGGAGAAACCAGGAGAGAAGAAGCCACCGCCAGAGGAUUUACCACCGCUGAUUCCCCGAGGGUCAGCCACCAAAACUUCCUCUCUGCCAUCACCAUUGUUCGAGGCAUCAGCUCAAACAUCACGCCCACAAUCACCUCCAAUCCCUCCUUCUCCAGCUCCUCAAGCCUCACCUUCACCUACUUCCUCUUCGCUCCUACCUUCUUCCUGGGAGGAGGUCCUGUGUGAUGUUUGCCUAGGGGAAGGCAGGCCGAAAGCGGUCAAAUCCUGCCUCGUAUGUCUGACUUCCUACUGUGAGGAGCAUCUAAAAUCUCACACUGCCAGGUUCACGAAGCACAAGCUGAUGGAGCCUGUCGCGAACAUGGAGGACAGGAUGUGUCCUAAGCAUGAAAGGCUGUUGGAGCUGUUCUGUAAGAAGGAUCAAACCUGUGUGUGUGUACUCUGCACUGAGACAGACCACAGGGCGCACUACACUGUCCCUGUGGAGCGAGAAUGGACAGAGAAAAAGGCACAGCUGAAGAGGACAGAGAUGGAUGUCCAGCAAAUGAUCGAGGAGAGAGUGAAGAAGGUGGAGGAGAUCAAACACUCUGUGGAGCUCAACAAAGCUAGCGCUCAGAGAGAGAUCGAGGACAGCAUGCAGGUCUUCUCAGAGCUGGUGCGCUCCAUCCAGAGGACUCAGGCCGAUCUGGUUUUGGCCAUAGAGGAGAAGCAGAGGCAGACAGAGAGAUGGGCCGAGAACCUUAUUACAGAACUGGACCAGGAAAUCGCUGUGUUAAAAAGGAGGAAUACAGAUCUGGAAAACAUGGCUCGUACAGACCACAUUCACUUCUUGAAGAGUUUCCCGGCUCUUAGCACUACACCAUCUGUGAAAGACUGGUCUGAGACCAAUGUUCCCACUGCCAUGUGCAUAGGCAUGAUCAGGAGAUCUGUGUCCCAACUGGAGGCAACACUGAAUGAAGUAAUCGAAAAACUGGCAGAAAGUGAGACCAAAAAGAUUCUGAAAUAUUCAGCGGAUGUCACUCUGGACCCUGACACAGCAAACCCGUGGUUGCAGCUUUCUCAGGACAGACGUCAGGUGAGACACCUGGGUGCAUGGCAGGACCUCCCUGACCACCCUGACCGCUUUGACACGGUGGUCAUUGUCUUGGGCCGUGAGGGCUUCACCUCAGGAAGACAUUUCUGGGAAGUCCAGGUGGGAGACAAGGAUGACUGGUACCUGGGCGUAGCCAAGUCUUCUGUCAACAGGAAGGGUAGGAUCUCUGUGAGCACCACCCAUGGCUACUGGGCUCUGGCCAUGAAGAAAGGCCAAGGGUACCGGGUGUCAACAUCCCCGCCGGUACUGCUCACCCUCGACUCCAAGCCCAAGCAAGUGGGUGUGUACGUGGACUACAAGGAGGGCCAAGUGUCAUUUUAUGACAUGAGAGCUCGGACUCAUAUUUACACGUUCAAAGAUACAUUCACGGAGAAGAUUCUGCCCUUUUUCUACCUGUACUGCUGCGACAAAGCCUCUGAUACCUUUGUGAUCUGUCCUGCGAAUGAGAAGAGCCCGAUCAAGCAAAAAUUUACCGUAGAACUACGAAGCGUAAGAGACCCGAAAUAUAAAACAUAUAAAUUACCUUUUGUCCUGCACAGAGCCAUAAUGUCAUCAUUCAGUGUCCUCAACUCAUUGCCAAAGGAUCAUUUCCAGUGUCCAAUCUGUCUGAAUGUCUUCAGCGACCCGGUCACCACACCUUGUGGUCACAACUUCUGCAAGACCUGCCUCAGCGAGCACUGGGACAACAGUGAGUUGUGUCACUGUCCGACAUGUAAUAAAAGAUUCUACAUCAAACCUGAGAUCUCCACAAACGCGGUCAUUGACGAGAUUUCGGUCCAAAUAAAGAAGAGAAAAGUUGAGAUACUGGAAAGCGCUGAUGCGCCAUGGCAGGUGAAGUGUGAUGUGUGCUCUGAAGUUAAGUUCAAGGCCCUCAAGUCAUGCCUGGUGUGUCUGACGUCAUACUGUGAAGCCCACCUGGAGCCUCACCAGAGAGUACCCUCCCUGAUAAGACACAAGCUGAUCGACCCGGUGGAGAACCUGGAGGAGAGGAUGUGUGUGAAGCAUGAGAGGAUGCUGGACCUUUUCUGCAGGGGUGAAGAGGUGUGCAUCUGUCUGCUUUGCAAUGAGACAGACCACAAAUACCACGAGACAGUGCCUGUUGAAGAAGAAGGGGCUUUACAGAAGGAAAAUAUUGAGUCCAAAAAAGCUAAGAUCCAAACGAUGAUUGAGGCCAGACUGGAAAAAAUAAAAGAAUUUACGGUUUCUUCUGAAAUGAGGAGAGAGAAAGCAAAUAAAGAGGCCGGGGACAGUGAUAAGCUGUUCAAUACUCUGAUGACUCGUGUUCAAGAGAUGCAAAUGAAAAUCAAUUCAAAUAUUCAGGAGAAGCUCCAAAAAUCUGAAGAGAAAGACAAAGCGAUGAUUAAAGAGCUGGAGGACGAAAUCACCCAACUGCAGAGGAAGCAGUCUGAGCUGGAGGAGCUUUCACAAACUGAUGACCACGUUCACCUUCUGCAGACUUUGCAGUCCCUGAACACCCUCUCAGACGGCAAGGACUGGUCUCAGGUCAGGGUUUACUCAGACGUGUAUGUGCGGACGCUGAGGAGAGCCAUGUCUCAUCUUGUGCACACUUUUCGUGCCGAACUGAAAAUUCUGACAAACAUGGAACUGACAAGAAUGAGACAAUACAAAGAGUCCGUCACCUUUGACCCAACCACUGCCGGUUGCUACCUUGUGGUGUCUGAAUUUGGUAAACGUUUGAAGUACUCCAAAACUGCGAGCACCUCAUCGCCUGCUGACUUUGACAGGUUUGACUGUCCCAUGGUUUUAGGCAAAAAGGGCUUCACCUCUGGGCGGCACUAUUGGGAAGUCCAAGUGGGCCUCAGAACCGAAUGGGACAUUGGUGUUGCAAAGGAAACGGUAUCCAGGACGGGAACCAUUGUGAAAAGAGAAAAUGGCUUCUUUGCCAUAGGGAAGAAAGGUGUUGAAUAUAAAGCUCAACGCACACCCUACACAGUUCUUAACCUGAGUCCCAGACCAAGACAGGUGGGAGUUUACGUGGACUACGAAGAAGGCCGAGUCUCUUUCUAUGAUGUGAAUGAGAAGUUGCAUAUUUACUCUUUCACGGGAGAAUCUUUCACAGAGAAACUGUUCCCGUACUUUUAUCUGUACAGUUGGGCAAAGAAAUCAGAGCCUUUGAUUAUUACCUCUAUGGAAGAUCAAGCACUUCUCUUCUCUCGCAUUCGCCUCCUCACACAAGCUAAAGAAUAACUAAUCAGUAUAAAACUGUUGUAAGGUCAAUCCUCACAACUCCAAAAAGGCCUGCAAUGAUUGAACCUUUCAAGACUCACCACAUACAGUAACUUUAUCCUAAUGUUCUCUUUUGCUCUCCUGAAGACCUGGGCCCUCUUUAACAGCUCAAAAAACAUACUUAACAUUGUUUUAUCAGCUUGAUACUUCAUGACUUUUCCUAAUUAUAUGUGAAUUGCUUUGGAACAUGAUUUUGACCUGAUGAUAUACUUCAGAACUCCACUACAGAAGAUGAUUCAUAACCUCUGUCUGGGCAGAUAUGUUUAAAUGCAAUGGAUUUUCCUAUGUUCUUUAUCUGUGAUUUGUGUUGACAGUACUUCUUUAUGCAGCACUACAUCUCCCAAAUCCCCAAUAACUCUGUUUUUACCCCAAACAUAUCAAUAUGUAGGAUAAGAUACUGUUUCUUUGUCCAUUAAUGACUUUUUGGCAAGGUCUAAUAACAAUGCUUUGUGUUAUUUUCAGUGCAUGCUCACAUUGUGGCACAGUACUUUUCUACAUAUUGGGUUUUGAUGAGAUCAGAGGAACAGAAAAAUCAUAUUUCAUGGUGAAAAAUGAGAAAAUCUUUGCAACUAUUGUUAUUUUUACACAUACAGGAUUGAAGUCUGUGGGAUCCCAAACAAU